Molecule: messenger RNA, 1245 nt
Organism: Archocentrus centrarchus (flier cichlid)
Lineage: Eukaryota; Metazoa; Chordata; Actinopteri; Cichliformes; Cichlidae
Product: natterin-3-like
Exons: 2
Coding region: 1-1245 (414 amino acids)
Source: RefSeq, a predicted model, not a curated record
AUGAAUCUGUCGGUGUUGUUGCUGCUGACUCUGCCAGUUCUAUCCCUGGCCAGCCUUCAUGACUCUGAGAAUAUCACAGAGCAGAUGAAAGAUUCCUCUGGAACUCCUCCAACUGCAGUGAGCAGAGCCACACUAACAACUCUGACUCUUCUAAGUGCUGCUGAGCUGAGACAGAAGAGGACAGUUCAGCCUUCUUCCCUUGUGCGCAUCAAUGGCACUAACCUGAUGUGGGUGACCUGGAACAGCUCUCUUCUCAAUGAUGCUGUGUCAUUUUACAACAAAUAUGAUGAUCGCCUUGAUUAUAUCUGCAAAUACAAGUGUGAAGCUGGUUUUUAUACCCCCAACAAAGGUCAUCGUUGUCACUAUCCUAGCACAGAAACAAACAACAAAGGAUUCCCCUUUGAGAUUCUGGUCAACAAAGACAACUUUGAGAUCCUGGAGUGGAAGGAUGGUUCAUCUGGUUCAGUGCCCCAGAAUUCAGUCUGGACUUGCCCAGGGGAGCAAAUAUUUGUGGGCAACAACUAUUAUGGACUUGGGAAAGUGUCCACUCAUGAUAAAGCCUUCUACCUUUCUUAUGAGGGUAGUGAAUAUUGGUACUACUACUAUCAGGUCCUGACCAUCAGCGAAAAUGUAAUCAGCCAACAGAUCUAUAAUGUCCGGUACAAAACGGAUGUCUCUGACGUCUUGCAAUUUUUUCCUGAGGUCAUGCAUCGAGCGAUCAUCAGCAACUAUGAAUGCCACCCAGUGGUGCAAACAAAGACCCUCUCAAAGACCUUUCAGGUGGAGCAGAGGUGGGACUUCAUCUUUUCUAUCAGGUUUGGUGCUAAAACAACCAUUAAAACUGGCCUUCCCUUCAUUGCCGAAGGAAAAAUUGAGUUCAGCACUGAGAUACAGUUCCAGUUCACCACAGGAACCACUGUGAUGAAGUCCAAGACCUAUACUGGGUCUGUGGUGGUCACUGUGCCACCAAACCACUCCUGUGAAGUUUCCAGCAUACUGCACAAUAACAAAGUUGACAUCCCGUUCACAGCACUCCUCAGGCGUACCUACGGUAAUGGCGAGAUCCACACGACAUCCAUCACUGGGACAUAUGGUACCACUCAAGUUGGAAAAAUCCAGGCUGUGGUGGAUCGAUGUGAGCGUCUAGAAAAAGCCAAGCCUUGUCCAAUCCCAUCCAAAUCCAGUAUGAUGACUAAUGAUGCUAUGCUUUUUUCUCUUAACAUCAUUUUCUUAUUCUGGAUUUGA